CCCUGCUUCCUGACUGUCGCCACGCUCACACCAGGGUCCUGAGAGGUCCUCCACUGACUCUUCUGAAUCUACUGCUGCGAAACCCUCAUAUCUGGGCUGCAAUCUUCUCGCUGCGAUCUCGGACGUUGCGCAUAUACUACACCUAUCCCUCAACACACACACAACUCCUGCGCAACACCCUUGACCUUUGUACAAGACAUCGAGCUCUCCCACCUUCGACAUGUCUCUGAUAACAGCAUGCGUCGCCCAGGGCACGAACAUCAUCGCCCAGCACCAGACGGAUACCUCCAGAGGCAACUUUGCUCAGGCGACGCAGACGAUCCUGGAGAAGAUCCCGCCGAACGAUAGCAAGCUCACCUAUGUCUGGUCCACCUACCUCUUCCACUACAUCUCCGAGGCUGGCUACACGUACCUCGUCAUGGCGGACGACAGCGCGGGGCGGCGGAUGCCGUUUGGGUUCUUGGGCGCGGUGAAGAAUCAUUUUCUGGAGGACCCGGAAGCCUUCACGAGCAGCGCGCUCGCGAAGCUGAUGCACGAGUUCAACACGGCGCCGCCGCAGGACGAGCUCGCGCGGGCGCAGAAUGAGCUGCAGAGUGUGAAGGACAUCAUGGUCCAGAACGUCGAGCAGAUCCUCUCCCGCGGCGAGCGCAUCGAGCUGCUCGUGGACAAGACGGACCACAUGGCGGGGCAGGCGACGGCGUUCCGGCGCGGCGCGCGCACGGUGCGGAGGCAGAUGUGGUGGCGGAAUACGCGGGUGGUGGCGCUGGGGGUGGUGGUGGGGGUGAUCCUUGUCUGGGUCUUCAUGGCGCAGUUCUGCGGUGCGGGGCUCAACCAGUGCGGGCAGAAGAAGCACGAGGCGCCGCCGACUGGGGGGGAGGGGAGUGCGUGAGGGGUGAGGAGGGGAGCCCGUGAGGGGUGGGGCGCUCGUGAGGGGAGGGGAGGGGAGCUCGCAGAGCUUGAAGGGGAUCUCGCAGAGCUUGAAGAGGAUCGAUAGCCGCAGAGCUUGAAGAGGAUGCUAGUCGCGCGCAUGAGUCACGCAUCUAACAGUCGGUAUAAUUGUGUAUAUGUAUCCAUAGGUUUUGCUUGUUGAUUCUCUUUUCUCCUUCUGUCAUUUCGUCCUGAUCGCUCAGACGCAAGCUCGGACGGGAAAAAGUUAGCUUGGACGGGAAGAAAGUA
Schizophyllum commune H4-8 is the source of this 1176-nucleotide messenger RNA. RefSeq names its product synaptobrevin-domain-containing protein. Lineage: Eukaryota; Fungi; Basidiomycota; Agaricomycetes; Agaricales; Schizophyllaceae. Gene Ontology annotation, biological process: vesicle-mediated transport. Gene Ontology annotation, cellular component: membrane. Bases 221 to 889 code for a protein of 222 amino acids. The record is from RefSeq and is a predicted model, not a curated record. The transcript is spliced from 7 exons.